Macadamia integrifolia is the source of this 1407-nucleotide messenger RNA. Its product is annotated as probable UDP-3-O-acylglucosamine N-acyltransferase 2, mitochondrial. NCBI's taxonomy places the organism in Eukaryota, Viridiplantae, Streptophyta, Magnoliopsida, Proteales, Proteaceae. Gene Ontology annotation, biological process: lipid A biosynthetic process. The record is from RefSeq and is a predicted model, not a curated record.
GAGAGGGCCGAUUCCGUUCCCGGUUCCUGUUUUUAAAACCCUGGAAUCAGUAAAGUGGGAAACAAUCGAACAAGUCCCGAAUCCCGAUUGCGCCGAUUCACGACUCUCCGGUCCUAUCAUUUGGAUUGUUCCAAGUUGGAAGCUUUCUUUCAUCAUACUUGAACUCCUGAAGUGUUUUUCCCGGUGGCUAUGGCAAUUCCUUUGCGAAAAGCCACCACCAUCUUCUCUACCAGGGGUGUCGGUCAUCGCGUAUACGAGCCGGCAUGGUUCCAUCGCCGCCGUGCUUCUUAUUCUUCUUCCUUGGGGCUUCGUCUUUCUCUCAUCUCUCGGCAAUUUUCGGAAUGUACAUUUGAUCCAGACGGCCCAAGAGCUUCCUCUGCUAAUGUCGAGGAUGAUACUAGCUUGGAUUAUAUGGAAUUCAAGAAGUGGCCUAAAGGAGGUGGUUUUUUCCACAAGUCAGCUUGUAUUGAUUCAACUACAAUCAUAGAAAUUGGCGCAGUAGUUCAUCCAAAAACUAUACUUGGUGCGGGUGUUCAUAUCAGUUCAGGUGCUAUCAUAGGGCCUGCAGUUACAAUUGGGCAGCUGACGAGAAUCGGGUAUAAUGCCGUUCUUGGUAAUUGUUCUAUUGGUGAAUCAUGCAUUUUUCACAGUGGAGUAUGUGUUGGUCAAGAUGAUGUUGCAUGCAAGGAUAGGAAACCAUGUUGAAAUAGGUUCUAAUACGUGCAUUGAUAGGGGCAGUUGGAGAGAGACUGUUAUAGGGGAUCAUUCAAAAAUAGAUAAUUUAGUUCAGAUAGGUCACAAUGUUGUUAUUGGAGAGCGUUGCAUGCUUUGUGGACAAGUUGGUCUUGCAGGUUCAGUGACGUUGGGAGAUUAUGUCACUUUGGGGGGAAGGGUAGCAGUUCGGGAUCAUGUUAAUAUCGCAUCAAAGGUCCGCCUUGCAGCUAACAGCUUUGUUACCAAGGACAUCAGUGUGCCUGGUGACUACGGUGGUUUCCCUGCGGUUCCGAUCCAUGAAUGGCGCAGGCAAGUUGCUACCCACCGCCGAAUUGUGAAGAAGGGAAUUUCUUAAGUUGUGUUUUGAUGCUUUGCAUAUCAUUGGUUCUAUUGCAAUGAAUCUAUUUGCUCUAAGUUGCAACUCUGAGGUUCAUGUUUGGUCUCAGCAACUCAACCCAGUGCAUAAAUGUUAAAUUGGAGAUGGUUUUCUUUAAUGGAUCUAUAGCUCAGCAGUAAUAGUUCUUGUGCAGAGCUCAAAUGGAAACAAUGCAUAUAAUUUCCUGGUGGCAGUAUGGUGAAUGGCAGCACUAUUUGAAACUGUUUUGGGCCAGAAAAUGUUACCCGCUUAUGUAGCCACUAUGCCAGCAUGCAUACUAAUGGGAUGCCGCGUUCAGCCCAUGGUGGGGCAGUGCA